AUGAUUGUUCCUGAAUGCACUAUCUCUUGGACAUCCUUGCAGAAGUUAUCAUUGACUUGUUGUAGUAUCUCUACUGGAUCCAUGGCUAAGAUUCUAUCCGGUUGUCCGGUUCUUGAGAACUUAACCUUGGAUUACUGGGAUGAACUAAAUGUUCUUGAUCUCAGCAAAUCCCUACGUCUGAGAACAUUAGAACAAAGCAACGAGUGGUCUCCGGUGCGAAGGCAGAUUGUGGCACCACAUAUCCAUUGUCUCAGUUUGUAUGACUCAGAGUUAUCAUGUACUUUGGUUGAUGUCUCUUCUUUGGCCGAAGCUAAUCUGGAAAUUUCUUAUGUCCAAGACUGCAACAGCUACAUUACUUUUCUCCAAGCAAAGGGGCUAAAGAUGCUAAAGAAGUUACAUAAUGUAGAGAAGCUUACGUUUGGGGGAAAUUUUAUUCAGCUUUUAUCUCUUGCUGAGAUUCGUGGUCUUGUCCCGAUACACUGUGGUGGUGUUCCUUUCCCGAUACUCAAAGUCAAAGCAUUGACUCUUGAUAUAAAGAUGUGUCAGUAUGUUAUUCCUGGCAUAGAAAGACUGUUACAAAUCUCACCUGAUUUAGAGACGCUAACAGUACGUGGAAGGACUAACUUCCAAGUACCGGAGGAGUUUGCUGGCAACUACUUGAAAUCACAAGGCUUUAACGUGAGCAAAUGCUGGAGAUCAAAAGAUGGAGCCUCUUGGAACAAGUAUUGUGAGGAUUUGAAAGCUGAGCAUGUGUCUUCAUUAGUGGAACUUGUGCUUAAAAACACAGAGAAACUAAACAAGAUGGUCGUAUUGUUGGAUGAACGUUACCUUAAUUUUAAAAUUGAAGACGUGGUGAUUCCAACACUUCGUAACAACAAAAAUGUCAGCGUUGUGCUCUCCAAUACCAAGUUGAUGGCAUUAGAGAAGUGGUGA
This is a messenger RNA of Eruca vesicaria subsp. sativa (arugula), 933 nucleotides long. Lineage: Eukaryota; Viridiplantae; Streptophyta; Magnoliopsida; Brassicales; Brassicaceae. The record is from the annotation of a GenBank genome assembly.